Messenger RNA from Bursaphelenchus xylophilus (pine wood nematode), 654 nucleotides. The record is from the annotation of a GenBank genome assembly. NCBI's taxonomy places the organism in Eukaryota, Metazoa, Nematoda, Chromadorea, Rhabditida, Aphelenchoididae.
AUGGCCGGAUCCUACACCCUGAGGGCUUGGAAAGCAGUGAGCAUUCAACAAUCGAGCGAGCGCACCAAAGAACUGCAACGACAGUUUACUCGGAGUUUGAUUGCGCAGGUAGGGGCAUGAUUUUGUUAUGUAGCCUUUCUGUAUAUACUACAUAUAUACAUAUAACUCAUAAGGGAAUGUUUCCAAGUGCAGCGCUCUGAUUUUCCUCUCCCGUCGAGAGAGUAAGCGCAGAGAACGAUCUGGGCGUCGCACUUGGAGUACAAGUCGAUAAAAACCCAAAAUUGCUAUAAGAAAUACUGUAGCACCUUUUACUUCAACGGUCAUACUGUACAUAUAUGUAAUUUUCAGACAAUAAACGCUGGAAUUUUCGCUAUUUUCCCAAUUGCAUUGGUCUGCAUUGCCAUGCAAUGGCGACUUGACGGGAAAAUGAUAGGAACAGCGGUUAUGUCACCGCUCAGCUGGCUUCCUUCAGCCAAUGCCAUCCUGACAAUUUACUUGAUCAAGGCGUACCGACGAUAUGUUAUGCGGCUGAUGGGAUGUCGUCCUCGGCGCGUUGAUGGAGACAGUUCAUUGGGCGCCAUGACCACGGGAAAGAGUGGGCAAUUCUCGUCGGGGCGACAAUUCUCGACAAGGGAAGAGGUCAUGAUUGCUUAA